CAGAAAUAGGAAACGCUGUCAUUAAGUUUGUCUCCUUCGGCUUCCCGUAGAUCACCGACAUAUUGUUUGUGAGAAAUAAAUUCUGGAAGACAAGGAAAGUGUUAAGAUUACAACGUUAAUAUAACCAGUAAACAAAGCGUACAUCAGAAACCACGAUGGAGCCUUCAGGAAGUCCUUCAAAGGAUAAUUUCAGGAUGAACCGCUACAAGAACAAAGCACUCAACCUGGAGGAGAUGCGUCGGAGAAGGGAGGAGGAAGGCGUUCAGCUGAGGAAACAGAAACGAGAGCAACAGCUGUUUAAGAGGAGAAAUGUGGAGCUGCUGGGUGAAGAAGGGGGAAUGUUUGACAGUCCACUUACAGAUUCCUCCAUCUCCUCCACCACAGCACCAGAUGGAGUAAUUACAAGAGACAUGGUUGAAAUGCUCUUCUCAGAAGAUCCUGAACUACAACUGGUCAUAACGCAGAGAUUCAGAAAACUGCUUUCCAAAGAACCAAACCCUCCUAUCGACGAGGUGAUAAGCACUCCGGGAGUUGUGAAUAGAUUUGUAGAGUUCCUUCAGAAAAGUACCAAUUGCACGUUACAGUUUGAGGCCGCUUGGGCACUGACCAACAUCGCAUCUGGAACAUCUCAACAGACAAAGUUUGUGAUCGAGGCCGGUGCUGUACCUGUCUUUAUUGAGCUUCUCAACUCCGAGUUUGAAGACGUGCAGGAGCAGGCUGUUUGGGCUUUGGGGAACAUUGCGGGAGACAGUGCUGUGUGCAGAGAUUAUGUGCUAAACUGUAAUAUCCUUUCUCCUCUACUAAUGCUGCUGACCAAAUCAACUCGUCUCACAAUGACCAGGAAUGCUGUGUGGGCCUUGUCCAACCUCUGCCGAGGCAAAAGUCCUCCCCCAGACUUUGAGAAGGUGUCUCCAUGCCUGCCUGUGCUGUCCCGUCUUUUGUUCAGCAGUGAUUCAGACCUGCUGGCUGAUGCAUGUUGGGCUUUGUCCUAUCUCUCUGAUGGGCCCAAUGAGAAGAUCCAAGCAGUUAUUGAUUCAGGGGUCUGCAGGAGACUGGUGGAGCUGCUCAUGCAUACCGAUUACAAGGUGGCCUCUCCUGCUUUGAGGGCUGUUGGAAACAUUGUUACAGGAGAUGACAUUCAGACACAGGUGGUUUUAAAUUGCUCCGCUCUCCCCUGCCUCCUGCACCUGCUCAGUAGUGCCAAGGAAUCCAUCAGGAAGGAGGCCUGCUGGACUAUCUCCAACAUCACAGCGGGAAACAGAGCGCAGAUUCAGGCCGUAAUAGAUGCAAACAUCUUCCCAGUCUUGAUAGAUAUCCUACAGAAAGCAGAAUUCCGCACCAGGAAGGAGGCGGCAUGGGCGAUCACUAAUGCCACUUCAGGUGGCACACCUGAGCAGAUCCGGUAUAUGGUGAAUUUGGGCUGCAUUAAACCUCUUUGUGAUCUUUUGACUGUGAUGGACUCCAAGAUCGUACAGGUGGCUUUGAAUGGUCUGGAGAACAUUCUCAGACUGGGCGAGCAGGAGGCCAAACAGAACGGCAGCGGCCUCAACCCUUACUGCAGUCUUAUUGAGGAAGCCUAUGGUUUGGACAAAAUCGAGUUCCUACAGAGUCAUGAAAAUCAGGAGAUCUACCAGAAAGCCUUUGACCUCAUCGAGCACUACUUUGGUGCUGAGGACGAGGAUGCCAGUCUGGCACCACAGGUGGAUGAGAACCAGCAGCAGUUUCUUUUCCCGCAGCAGGAGGCUCCCAUGGAGGGCUUCCAGCUAUAAACAGCCUUCAGACUCUUCCCGGCCGCCCCUUCCAUUUACACCCAUCCCUGCACCUCAUUCCGGUACUAAAACACAUGUCGGAAUAUAUCUGGGUGAACCAAAUUUCGACCUGUGACACAGACUGAUUUAUUUAUUCACUGAGGUGUGUUUCACACAGGGGAACAUAUCCACUGCCCUAUCACACACGAGAGCAGGAUUUAAGGUUUGGCUAAAUAAUCAUCUCCCUCAGGUACAGAUCGUGGCGCUGUGGCCCCUUUCUCUCUCUCUCUCUCUCUCUCUCUCUCUCUCUUAAAGGGAGGUAUGCCCUUUCACUAAAAGAUGAGAAUUUUCUCAUUUCAAGUCAGAAAAUCUUGAUCUUCAUCCUUAUUCUAUUGAUCCUGGUUUGCUUUUCAUUAUUUUGUGUUUAUAGAAUUCCUUUUUUUUUUUUUUUUUUUUCUUUUUUUUCAUUAUUCAUAUCCUGCUUAUUAAACAAGCCUGGUUGUUUGAUAUGCCCAUUCUUUAUAAACAAAUCUCAUAAUGCGCAUAAUAUCUCCAGAUGCGUUUCAUGAGGAUUUAAGCACUCUUAAGCCGUUCGAUUUCUCUUAGUAUUAGUAUUUAUAUCAGACCAUGCUGGGUGUGGAGUUUAUGUAGUCUAUUUGACGUGGUGGUGGGUGGUGUUGAAAUAAUCCAGGUAUUUUAUUAAGAGUAUACUAACAAAGUCAUUAGUGUUAAGAGACAAUGACUGGAAAAGUGGGGCCCAGAGAGCCCAUUUAGUAAAGAUAAUGCCCAGUUUCCUUUUUCUUUUUCCUAGUCAGAGGUGAAAUAUCUAUUUGUAGGAUGUUCGUGGUGUGCAGUGUUUAACUUUGCUUUAACUUUGAAAUAUGAUAUGGAGGAAGUAGCGCACAUCUGAGGGUCGGAGUAAUGCAUAUGAUGGAGUCUUAAUUCUGCUCUGUUGUUCUCGUCAUUAAUUGGAGCGUUGUAAAUCUGGGUGGUCCACGGUGUUUGUUCGGGGCAGCCCUCAGUAUGUGCAUGUUGGGGUUUUGCAUGGAGUUCUGUUGGUAUCAACAAUCAUUUUGUAUCCCUUGCCAGACCUUCAUUCAAUAAUUAGCUUGCGCUCAUUCGAUGGAGUAGUUCCGGUUUCUUUAGUUUUGCAGGUGCUGUCGGUAUGGCAAGGAAUACUUAUUUAAAUAAUGAAAUAUGUGGGCAAAAAUAUAUAUAUAGAUAUUAUGUUCUAUUUGCACACACCUUGCACACAUGCAUACACUUCAUAAACGUACACAAACAUAUUGGCAUAAAACUGAGGGGAAAUGACUUCCAUAAUCUCCAGAAAUCAUUUAUUUUUUUCCUCACGUAUACAAGUACAUUAAUGUUGAUUUGUUUCACUUUUUGGCACUUUUUGUGUUGAUGCACUAAAAGUUAAACACACCUGGGUUGAUGUUGGACUGCUGUGGUUUUCAGACAGCAGGAAUGAAAAGUUUCAAUAUUAACCUCUCACCCUGUAUAAAAAUUACUGUGGUUUACUUACAACUGUGAGUAAACUUUUCAUGUCAUUAUGGAAGAAUUUUUCCUCUACCUCCAUAAUACACUGACCGAAGGGUGCAUCUCUGGGUGAAUGCUAGGAGUCAUUCGAUUUAUGAUGGGCAUGCAUCUGCGAAAACAAAGUGAGUCGUUGACUUCCGAAUGAUCUGUGAAGUAAAAGCUCAGAUCAGCGUUUGUUCUUAACAGAGCAGCAUCCUGUGUUUGGUUGACUAGUAUCUAGAAGUCUUUUCCUUCUAUAAAUGUCAAGCUGAUGCAAUUCCUGAUCCGAACUGAUAACCAAAAGGAGGUUUCCAUACUAGUUCUUGUUCAAGAAUCUUUUGGAAAUUGAGACUUGAAUUGGACUCUUUGAAAACAACUCUGCACAAUCUGAUGUACUUUAACAACAGAUCAACAGGGUUUUAUUUCAUAUCGCUUCAAAUCCUAGUUCUGCAUGAUAUUAGAGGACAUUUAUAGGAAGUCCAUCUCAGAACAAAGAUUCCGUGGUCAUCCAGAAUUCCAUACACAUCAGAAAAAUAAGAGCAUGGGGGAUGGGUACGCUAUGCUUAUUAAAAUAUAUCUAAUGGUCUACAAGACCACUGAGUGGGUUCAUAUGUUGAUCAAAUAAAAGCAAAGAAAUUAUCUAUUAAUGGAAAUGCACUCCUAUUCACAAAAGUGCCAAUCAGACCAACAAAGACAAGAGGCUGAUGCGUAUCAAUCUGUCUUUGAUUGAUUGAUUUUUUUUUUCUUCUAUUUUAUUUACUUGAAUGUGCACACGUAUUGUGCAAAUAUUGCUGCUCUGUUUUAUUAUCUUACAAAAUGGAGGUUAUAUUGCCUGCCACAGUUUCAUUAGAGAUGUGAUGGUCUGCUAUUUGUACACCAAAUUGGUAAACUCAAAGGUAUAACGAUACAAAUGCAUAAUUUAUUGUGCUGGUUUAACUAAUACUUUAAACCAAGGCCAAUGCAAUGUUAAAAUGUCUCAUUGUGUUCUGUUUGCUUAGCUUGUGUUACUUUUGGAUGUAGUUCUUUUGGCAGAGAGGAAGUGAGAAGGAUACUAACGAUUGGAGAAGAAACUCUGUAUGUUCUUUUCUUUCUUGUUUGUGUCCUGUUCAUAAGCACACUAUGAGCUGAACAUGUAGACCCAACGAUGUUGUUUCAAGUCUGACUUCCCUCUGUAAGUAACCGGAGCACAAUUACAGCAAAUCCAAAUCAGUUCAGGCCUCUUCAACAAAUGUUUUGUUCUCAUUUAAGGACAUUCGCUUUAAGAAGCUAAAAGUUUAAAUAGACACACACACACACACACACACAGAUCUGGUUGUUAUAUGAUCUGUGUCCUACAUUGAAACCAGAAAUGUAACUGUUAUAUCGGCACAGUUUAAAGUUGCAGUCCCUGUACUGCUCUUAACUCUUUAAAAUAACUUCUGAGAAGUGCAGAAAACAAUAAAAUAUUUACAAAAGGCCACAAAUAAAUGAAAUUGGGUCUUCUGUCCUAGAUCUUGUAGAUGUUGACGUUUGAAGACUUUUUGUCUCUUCCAAACCUGGAGCCGAUGCACAUGGCUGUGUCUAGUAAUGCGGACUCACCUGUGUUUACAGUGCUACAUGUUGAAGUACUUUUCAUACACAAUAUUAAGACUUGCCCAGGUGGAUAUUGUAUCCUGGUUUGGUCAUUUAUUUCCUUUUAAAUGUAUUUAUAAUUAAAUCUUUUUUUUCUUUUCCUCCUCUGCCUACAAUUGCCUAUACUGUGACUGACUUGACUUUACCGACGAUAUGAAUGAGUGACCGUCACACAAAAAUAUACAUGAACAAUUCUGAACAAAUGUUUAAGAGGGGUUGUUUUUUCUCAUUUUUUGUCCAGAUACAAAUAAAAUGAUAAAACAC
Messenger RNA from Carassius auratus (goldfish), 5141 nucleotides. It is a transcript of the gene kpna6, whose product is annotated as karyopherin alpha 6 (importin alpha 7). Gene Ontology annotation, molecular function: nuclear import signal receptor activity; protein binding. The record is from RefSeq and is a predicted model, not a curated record. Gene Ontology annotation, cellular component: cytoplasm. NCBI's taxonomy places the organism in Eukaryota, Metazoa, Chordata, Actinopteri, Cypriniformes, Cyprinidae. The coding region runs from base 156 to 1769 and encodes 537 amino acids. The transcript is spliced from 14 exons. Gene Ontology annotation, biological process: protein import into nucleus.